Messenger RNA from Pogona vitticeps (central bearded dragon), 1859 nucleotides. The record is from RefSeq and is a predicted model, not a curated record. NCBI's taxonomy places the organism in Eukaryota, Metazoa, Chordata, Lepidosauria, Squamata, Agamidae.
GGGGAUUUACAAGUGCAGGGUGACCAGAGAAGGAGCCAGUGCAUCGACUAUUAAUUGUGAAAAAGCAUCAGGAGCAGCAUAUGUCCCACAUAGACGCACCCUGACUCCAAGUGCAUGAAGUCGAAUUAAGUGCACAUUACCCCUUCUUCACCCUGAACUGCCUCUGCUCAAGCCGAUCACAACCGUAUGAAUGACAUAAUAUUCAGAAUUAAUGCUUAGGUUUGCUCGUCUUCCUCGUCUCCCCUUUCAGUUCUCCUCUUGUGUAAGGUUACAGCACCGACUGUCUUCCACCCAGGAUGGAGUGACUUCUUCUUGAAUGCAUCCACUCUAUUUGUUGGGGUUUGCUUGUAGAGAAGACUUAGCCUCCAGGUCAGGGCCACUUGGUGGCAGACUGCAUCGUGGAUCUUAGAGCUACCUGACGGCGAGAAGACUGCUGAAUCACGUUAACCUGACAUCACAGCCGCCAUGGUGCUGUCGCAAAGGCAACGGGAUGAGUUAAAUCGAGCGAUAGCAGAUUACCUUCGUUCUAACGGCUAUGAAGAAGCCUACUCUGUUUUUAAAAAGGAGGCAGAGCUCGAUGUGAAUGAGGAGUUAGACAAGAAGUAUGCUGGACUCUUGGAAAAAAAAUGGACCUCAGUUAUAAGAUUACAGAAGAAGGUGAUGGAAUUAGAAUCCAAGCUCAACGAAGCUAAGGAAGAAUUUACAUCAGGCGGGCCACUUGGUCAGAAGCGAGAUCCUAAAGAAUGGAUCCCCCGUCCUCCAGAAAAGUACGCCUUAAGCGGGCACCGGAGUCCUGUCACCAGAGUAAUUUUCCACCCAGUUUUCAGUGUUAUGGUCUCUGCUUCAGAGGACGCCACAAUAAAGGUAUGGGAUUAUGAAACAGGCGAUUUUGAACGAACUCUGAAGGGCCACACAGACUCCGUGCAAGAUAUUUCCUUUGACCACAGUGGCAAGCUGCUGGCCUCCUGCUCUGCAGAUAUGACCAUUAAACUUUGGGAUUUCCAGGGCUUUGAGUGCAUCAGAACAAUGCAUGGUCAUGAUCAUAAUGUUUCUUCAGUAGCUAUUAUGCCCAACGGGGAUCAUAUAGUAUCUGCCUCGAGAGAUAAAACCAUCAAAAUGUGGGAAGUUCAAACAGGCUACUGCGUGAAGACUUUCACGGGACAUAGAGAAUGGGUCCGUAUGGUACGGCCUAACCAGGAUGGCACCCUCAUUGCCAGUUGUUCUAACGACCAGACUGUGCGCGUCUGGGUCGUCGCCACGAAGGAGUGCAAAGCCGAACUCCGAGAGCACGAGCACGUGGUCGAGUGCAUCGCCUGGGCCCCCGAGAGCUCCUAUGCCACCAUCUCGGAAGCGACGGGAUCGGAGACAAAGAAGAGUGGCAAGCCUGGGCCUUUCCUGCUUUCCGGAUCAAGAGACAAGACCAUUAAGAUGUGGGACAUUAGCACUGGCAUAUGCCUUAUGACCCUGGUGGGCCAUGAUAACUGGGUACGUGGUGUCCUAUUCCAUUCUGGGGGGAAAUUUAUUUUGAGCUGUGCCGAUGACAAGACCUUACGUGUCUGGGACUACAAGAACAAAAGAUGCAUGAAGACUCUCAACGCGCAUGAACACUUUGUUACCUCGUUGGAUUUCCACAAGACAGCACCCUAUGUGGUCACCGGCAGCGUAGAUCAAACAGUGAAAGUGUGGGAGUGUCGUUGAUCGAAUCCGCAACCGACCCUCCCGCCCAUCCUCCCUUCCCCUCCGCUGGAUGCACUCGGAUACCAUGGUUACCCAUUGAGCUCUGUUUAAAAUAAAUAUUGUCCUUUCAUGUAAAUUAUUCUGGAUGUAGAUUGAGCUUAUUAAAUGUUAAACACAAAGUA